This is a messenger RNA of Nasonia vitripennis (jewel wasp), 4885 nucleotides long. RefSeq names its product cell division cycle 42 homolog. Gene Ontology annotation, molecular function: GTP binding; GTPase activity. Bases 453 to 1340 code for a protein of 295 amino acids. Gene Ontology annotation, biological process: small GTPase-mediated signal transduction. Lineage: Eukaryota; Metazoa; Arthropoda; Insecta; Hymenoptera; Pteromalidae. The record is from RefSeq and is a predicted model, not a curated record. The transcript is spliced from 2 exons.
AUGCAGGUUCAGAAACUUUGGCCACUUUACCGUCGGUAUUGAAAAAUUACUCGUCAAAAAUAACGGAACAACUGAAAGAUAAACAAUCGCUUUUUAAAGAGUAACUGACUGAUGCACAGGUGGAAUUAAAAAAAUAUUUGGAAAAAGAACCAGCAGAACAUGUAAAUGAUAUUGAUAAAAGAGUAAAAACGAUUAGGAAAAAUCUGGAAAAUGAAAUGGCAAAAGUAUAUAUUCUUGAUGCUGCAUCUUUAGACAAUAUUUACAAUAUGCGAAAAGAUGUAGUCGAGUUACUGAAAAUUGAUAAACAGUUACGGAUAGUAAACCGUGUCCAGAAUAUUGUCAGCAUAAUUCAUGUGCCAUUAAAAUUUUACCAACAAAUAAAAAAGGAUCAAGUUAAAUUAAACUAGGUGGCUCUUGCUAUUGAAAAGGCAGAUGAAAAAUUAAGGGAAUUAAUGUUAUACGAGCAAAGCAUUUACAAAAUCAUUUUACCGAUAUGCAAAGACAUAGAAGAUAAAGUGAACGAAAUGGAAAGUAAUUUGCAAGGUAAAUCUCACGCAGCUCUGGAUGUGAGUAAAUGGAAAAUACAAAGCACUCUAAGAGAUGUGAAGCUUGAAAUGCAAAAGUUGACGAAGGGAUUUAAGGUACAAGGAGACCAAUCCCGGUGCAUAGAAAAAUUGGAAGAAGGCAUGUCCAUUAUGAUCAAUAUGUAUGACCGUAUAGAAUAUUAUCACGAUAAAGCAGAAUUGGCCGAUUACAUAGCGAACAUCAAUUCCAAUAGAGCAAAUGGAAUUCGAAUAUCAAAUGAGGUGCUCAGGCGUGAUGUAGAUGAUCUGAAGUGGAUAAUACAAUCCGACCUCGUUUUGGAAAAAUAUGAAACGAGUAUAAAAGCAUUCAUGCAACAUAUAUAUCCAUUUGCAGAUUACUUUAUAGCAGAAUUUGAUUUACCUACUUCACUGAAAUCAGACGAUACUAAGAGCUUAGUAGCAAUAUCUUCUAGAAAAAUAAGUAUCUUAAAAUCGAAAUUAAUAGCGUCUGAAAUAACGAUAAACAAAUACGAUGAAUUCAUACGUAGCAGAGUUUCGUUUAACAGUAAAGGCAAUAGAUCUUCGCCAUUCUUCGUGUGGAAGAAUAAUGAACACAAAAAUGCAAUAAGAAAACUAUUAGAGGAAGAAGAAAUAACUGUAAAGUCUGAUAUUAGACGAGGUUUGAACAAUAAUGCAAUCAAAUUCGAUACGAUAGGUAUUUAUUUUAAAUUAGCUAACCAAGCAAUUCAAAAUGAAUUAAAUGAGCAUUUGGAAGACUUUGUUCUAUGGGGAGAAAGUAUACCUUUGCUUCUUUGAGAAAAUUUAGAGAUGAAAAAAUAGAUUUCGAGUUAGAGGGUACUGGACAAUACGUACAACAAGGAAAGUAUAGUGAACGAACAUUUUAUGGGGUUGGAUGCAGAUGCUGUUCCCAAAACUACACAAUUCAUGAGUAUUCAGUCUUUAGACUACUUCUAGACUACCAGCUGUACCUAAUACGCUUAUAAACGACAAAUCGUCUACUGUUAAUGGCCUACCAAACGAUGUAACGUUUUGUAACAAUGGCAACUUAUUAUUAUUAGACUUGAUAAUUCGUCAAAAGAAUGGAAAAAAACCAAGCAUGAUCAUUUUACAGUAGAUCAGAAACCCGAUGUUGAAUAUGCCCAGAGUCUAGCUUAUCGUGGUCAUACGUUUGAGAUAUAAUGUAUAAAUUGUAAAAACCACAAAUAAAUUGUAAACGAUGUUUUGAAAUUAUUUGGUUAUAGGUGUGUUACUUCAUCUUAAAGUGAUUGCAUGCAAUUUAUUGAAAACUUUGACUAUUUUUCUUCUACUAAUUACCAAAAAACAGCCUUUAUUGCUUACCAGGUAAUUUAUUACCUGACCGAGUAAACAUUAUUUCUCCUGAGAUCUUAAAUUUACGUAAUAUAAAUAUCGUUGAAAAUGGCUGUCCACGUCAAAAGUUACUAGCGAUUGAAAAUAGGGCAAAAUUUGUUGAAUAUUCUCAUAGAAUGGCUCAUCAAGUUUUUCUAAUACUGUAACAUAACAUAAUAUUAAUCUUUUCUGUGAAAUGUGCCCAAUUCAUCUUCGCAGGGCGUGACAGUAAAUUGGAUGGAACCGGCGAUUUAGUAAUGUUAAAAGGACCGUUGAUAUGCUAUUGGGUUUGCUUACAGACUUUUUGUAAAAUAUUGUUUCGGUGACUCAGUUAUUGAAAUAUGAUAAAUGCGGUCCAAUACAAAACGAACAAACUAUUAAGGCAUGAAAAAGAUCUUUACAAGUUGAUUAGUAAAACUGCAAACGUUAUUGCAUAAAUGAACCUAUUUAAAUUUUCAAUUUGGCUAUUGCGAGUAAGUAAAAGUAUAUGCAGACAAUACUCGCAUUCCUAAAUUUGUUCAGACUAUAAUUAUGCAGUCUACGUCAGGAAACACAAUUAUUUCAAAUUUUAUUAUCCUAAUCUUGAAAAUUCAAGUAAAAUAAUUGUGUGAAUUAGUUAUUUUGAAAGCGAGCGAGCGGCGUGUUCUGUCAAGCUAAUUCUUUUGUAGCCUUGAUUUUGCAAUAGUUCUGAGGUGGGAGUUUUAGUGUAAAUUAUUAUCGUGACACUCUUUUGCUGCUGUCCGGAUGAACUUGUUUAGAAUUUAUAAAAAUUAGAGCAGAUUUGGCGAUAAAGGUUUUGAGUGAUGUGGUUUCUUUACCUUCUUCUUGCGGCUCUUUGCAGAUUCUGGUAGCUGUGCGUUGUUAAAUAAACAGUCGCUGAGAACAAGUUUUUGUCCAGCCGUAUUGGAACAGUUAUAUCAAAGGCUGUCGCUGAUGUUGCUACCUUGUAGACUGAAAUUGAAUUAAGCUUACCGCUGCUUUACGGGACCUUUUAUAUUAUAGUUUCAUGGGUGGGGUGUCUCUAAAACUGGUGGGGCGGUGUUUUUUGCACGGUUGACUGGGUGCAAAAAUAAGGUGCUGACAAGAUGAAUUUAAAAUAUAAGAAAGCUAGAACUUUAUUCAAGGUAAAAUAUUAGAAGAGGAAAAUUACACAAACGAUACAAUACAUCGAUCACAAUGUACGAGAGCGCUACUUCUCGUGUCGACGCUUGUGCGAGACUGACUGCCUGCCUGGACAGGCCUGGCGUGGGCCAUAAUAAACUUGCGCGCGCUAGCGCUACGCUAUACCUGCUCUAAGCACAGCCCUUCUUUAAAAAAGCUAUAAAGACCCUCUCAUCCCGCUCGGGAUUUUCUUCAGACAGACGCUUAUAAUUUUUAUAACAUUUUGAAAACUUAAAACUAGACUGAAACUCGACAGGCGCGCGGCAUGCGACCAAUCGGAGAUUAGAUGUAGUUUAGUUGGAGGGCUGUUACGUGGCCGAUCAGCGAGAUUAAGUGUAAUAUGAUGUUCAUGUUCACUUAAUCAUUAUUUAUCGAAAUUAAUAUUAAUUAAUCAAAUUGGUAUCUAAGACACUGCUAAGAUAAAGUUUUAAUUAGAAUAUGCCGUGAAAAUAAAUAUAAAUGCUUGGGAUCUAUACUCACUUUUCAUUUCGAAAUUGAAAAAAAAAUCUCAAUUAAUUUCUGAUAGAAACUCAAAAUCUCAAACGUUUUUUAAAAAGGCACUAAUAUUGAUAGAUUAAAAAUACCUUCUCUAAGCUUUAGGACAGCGAGCAGUAAUACACAGCAGUAAAAAAACCGCUGCAAAUUAUUUGACACCUUCAAUAUUAUGUGUUCCCUGGUCAAAGUCGUUCUAUUUCCUAGCCAGGACUGACCAGUGGCAGACUAUGAAAUGCCGUUUAUAACAUUUAGUGGCCCGUUACUGCAGUCGGGGUAGAAUGAUUUCUACCAGGAUUGCCUUAACACAAACAUUGUUUUUGCUUAGGAUAAAAACGACAAUUUUCGGUUUUUAAUGUUAAUUUUCAAUUUUUCUCCGAAACUGCUGCACGAAAUGACUUGAAAUUAAAGUGCUGUAUAGUUAUAAUAACCAUCAUUAUAAUCAUGUUUUUGCUUAAGUGAAGAUUUAUAAACAUAAGUUAUGGUGUAUGUAUAAAAGUAUCCGCACAACUACCAUUGUGCUAAAGCAAUAAUCACUUUCUGUCCACGCAAGUCAAAAUAAUAAAACUUUAAAAAUUAACCUCUACUUCUUUUCGCUUAUACAGUACGUACCGAUCUUGUGCUACUAAGUAUAAUACGCUCUUUUUGUAGAGUUAAUUACGCAAAGUCCUUCAGGUACACCUAAUAUAAUAUAAGUUUAAUAUGUAGCGUACGCGAAACAUUUUUCGGUGUAGCGUACACGAUUUUAUUUCAAAAGACAGUCUCUCAAAACAUACUUCCUACAUGCUUUUUACAUAAACUCUAAAACUUACUAUUACAAGGCUUCUUUAGGAAGGAAGCAAUAAAUAAUACGUGAAUACGCCUAGUUUGAAUCUGCGCGACUUCCCGGGCCGCACAGGUAGCGCCACAGUCGCGGCACUGCGAGUCGCGAGAGAAAAGGUGCAGCUCGCCGCUCGCGCUGCAGACGGCCGCCGCAUGCACGCAGCGAUCGAGUCGUCCACCUCAUAUCAUAAUCCGAAGACCGAACGACUGACUCGAAGCCAGCGCACUCUCGAGAGUCUCGAGUAUAGUCAGUAGCUUAUAUAUAGCCGUAGCCGUACGUGUACUAUAUACACAACACGCCGAGUGUAGACUGUACUUUGUAGAGAGCCAUUGCCGUAUCUCCAUAUGUGUGCGUGCGCGGCGCGUUGCAGUAGCCUGUAGCGGCUGUAGCAGUAGUCAGUCGGAGAGUGUUUGUGUCGACGCCCAUAGUGUCCAGUGAGUGGCCCCGGGUCGCCGCCGCCACCGCCCCAGAGCAACGUCCUCCGUAUACUACAGCACACCGGUGACAGAAACAUAAG